Molecule: messenger RNA, 1526 nt
Organism: Daldinia vernicosa
Lineage: Eukaryota; Fungi; Ascomycota; Sordariomycetes; Xylariales; Hypoxylaceae
Exons: 2
Coding region: 156-1190 (344 amino acids)
Cellular component (GO): membrane
Molecular function (GO): serine-type endopeptidase activity
Source: RefSeq, a predicted model, not a curated record
GUACAUUGUACAUACAUCCAACCAUCAUCACGCAACAAUCAUCUACUCUCCAAAUGAACACCAAACUCGGGAAUCUUAAACCCGAAUUUGGCUUGUUGAUGGCCGCUAUCCCUUAGAUAUCUAGAUAGGCAGUGCAGCACCUAGGGCCCUUAACAAUGUUGCGCACCCAGCUCAGAAGAAUUGCACUACCUACACCUAAUCGUCUAUCCGGAGCCGGUCCAUCGAAGCGCACACUUAGGACCGGGCCCUACUUCCCGGGAGACCAGCUCCCGGCCGUUCCGAUCCUUAGGCCGACGCUAUGGGCCUUGGCGGCUACAACCACCAUCUUUCUCGGAUGCGCCGCCUAUGACGUCCGUCGAGACGUCCAGAACGCCAAGAGGAGAGGGCUUUUCAAAGAUGGGAGCGUCGCUUCGUACGAAGACUUAGAGGACGCCAGGCAUCGCGGACAUGUCCUGCAUUCCCUGUUCCGCAAACAACCGCAGCCGUCGAAAUGGCACCUGCCGGGCCAGAUCGGCGAGAUGCUCGCGGGACACAACGACGCGGAGAAGUUGAUCUUGGGAUUCUCGGCUCUCCACAUCGGCCUCGUCGGGGCGAGCUCUCUCGCCCCGGGGGCGUUCAUGCAGUAUUUUGCGCACACGCCUUGUUUUAGCCCUAACUACACGCUCCUGACGUCUGUGUUCGGCCACUUGGGUCUGCUCCACGCCGGGAUCAAUACCUUCGCCUUGCUCCAGAUAGGACCCGAGGUUGCGCGGUCCCACGUCUUCGCAGGAAACGGCAGUCACUUCGCGGCUUUCUAUCUCUCGGCCGGCAUACUCUCGUCGCUGGGGUUCCAUCUUGCCACCGUCUUGCCCACCCGGACUUACAAGUUCAACCGUCUCGGUCCGGGCCUGGGAGCUAGCGGCGCUGUUAUGGCUCUGCUAGGAGCAUGGGCCACAUUGUAUCCGAAUGCGCGGCUGGGCAUUAUGUUCAUUCCCGGGAGUUAUUCCGUCGAGAACUUCAUGACGGCUCUUGUAUUAUUUGAGCUGUACGGGUUGUUCAUCGGCAUUCCGUACUUCCGUCUCGGACACGGCGCGCACCUCACGGGUCUUGCGGUUGGUGCCGCGUACGUAUACUUCGAUGGCAAGAAACACUUAUGGCGACCUGCGCGGAAGCUCGCGUUUGGUGGCAUGAAGCUCGUGAAGAUGGUGUAACGGGUUUUGGGAUGUAUGGAGAGAGAGAGAGAGAGAUUAACACACUAUGUGCGUAUUAGGGGGCCAGCAGGUAAGGAAUAGCGAUGUUUGACAAGUUAAGGCUUUAGGUACACCAUGUUGACACGUUCCAGCCAUAGUUAACUCAUCCCUUAUUUAGGAGCUUGAUGCCUCUUCUGGCAAAUAGCAAGUGCACGGCACGGGUCCAAGAGUGAGCGUUCAAUUUAUUUAUUAUUUAUUUAGCCAGUAUGAUGCUAGAUAUUUUGUGAUUUAUUUGACAUCAUGUGGGAUAUCACGACCUCUAGACAAUACUCAAUAAUUAAUAAGAUUGAACUCCAA